AGCAAUUUAAAGCAUCAUUCAACUUGUUUCCACCUUUUAGCUUUUAAGCACUUAAUUUAAACAGAAAUUUUCAUUUGAAAACACCAAUUUUAACUUUUUUAAAAUCAAAAGCUAAAAAGCAUUUUUUUUUUCCACAAACACUCUAAAUUUCAUUAAAAAGAAGUAAAUUCCUAACAAAAAAGUCUUGGUGUACACCCCCGGGUUACACCAUGGGGUACACCAUAUAAAUAGUCUUUCAAUUUUUUACCGGCUAAAGGGUCAUAUAGGGCCUCGAAUUAACUUAAAAAAUGCAAUUCACCCCUUAUUUAGAAGGCUCUGCACGGUCGUCGCCAAUUGUGGCGGUUCCCGGUUGAAUUUUUUGAUGAAAUUUUUUGAGCAUCUUCUUCAUUAAGUCUAGUUUACUCAUACCAAAUUUUAGCUAAACUUCAAUCAAGAAGGCAGUUAAAUGAGUUUUUGAAGAUAACUGCGCAGUUAAACAACGCAGUACAUUUCAGAAAAUCAUUUGACUGUCUUCUCGAUUAAAUUUUUAUCUGAAAUUUAGAAUGUAUAAACUAGACUUAAUGAAGAAGAUGCUCAAAAUAUUUCAUCAAAAAAUUCCACCGGAAACCGCCCAAUUGACGACGGCCGGACAGAGACUCUUAAAUAAGGGGUGAAUUACACUUUUUAAGUUAGUUCGAGACUUAUUUGACCUUUAGCCAUUUUUUACUUCUUUUUUUGUCACCCAUGCCUUUCUCCCAGCUUCAGCUUCUUCCACGCCUCACGCCUCAACAUCUCGUUUCACGCAACCCCAGGCCGGAACCCACCUUUUCCGGCACCAGACCUUAUAUAUCCAGGUAGCAGGUGUAAGCAAGCUCUGAUGUUUCCGUAUCAGUCGCAAGUCAAAGGACGGUCCACUUUUGAAGAAAAAGAAAAAGAACUUUGUUUAGAAAAAAGAAAUUAGCCAUAAUAGGACUUAAACAUGCUAAAAAACUCAUAUUAGGACUUACCAAGUUUUCUCUCGUUAAUAGGACUUAUACGGUCCUAUCUUGCGUUUUACUACUUUAGGAAAUAUCCUAAAUACCCCUGUUCGAAUUUGUGAUAUUAAUAAGGAAGUUACCGGCCUUUUUCGGUUAUCCAGUUUCAAACGGUUAAGGAGUUUCCUUUCUCAAAGUAGUUUCCUUGUUCAGGUUGAGUAUCACUAUUAGUUUCCUAAGUUUGUUGGAUAUCAUUCAACCUAACUAAUCAUUCGUUGUUUUUCUUGCAUUCUUCUGCCAUGGAUUUCUCUUGGAGUACGGCGUCAUAGCUGCCUGUGUUUCGUUCUUUGCAGAGAACCUUUUUACCACAAUGGAUCCUAUUUUACUUGUUAUGGUCAAGGUUGACGGUUUUUGGGAUUCUAACAACGUGUUCAACAAUGUCCACACAUGUGGCCUUCAUGUUAACUAUAAUGUUCAAUAUGCUUCUUUUAUUAACUCUUUGAGUGACAUCCUUUCUCAGUACAAAGCUAAUCAUAAUUUCAGGCUUUCUUAUAUGCGAGAUGGAUUUCCUCCUCCUGUUACUAUAAAUGAUCAAUCUACCUUAACAUGUUAUCUUUAUAUCAAGUCUCUUCAACCAGAUUUUUCAUUGUAUCCACUUUGUGUUGAGUUUUAUCCGGUUUCAUCUUCUCUUGCAUUUUCUAUUGAUGUUGGACCAUCUGCUUCUCCUUGGUCUGAAAAUGUUAUCAUUUCUUCACAGCAACAUACCCCUUAUGAUGAGAAUGUUGUUGUUUCUUCUUCCCAUGCUUCACAACAACAUACCACUUAUGAGAAUGUUGUUGUUUCUUCUGCCCAACAACAUUCCUCCUCACCUGCACUUUCUUUUGAUGAUGUCCCACCAUUUGGGCAAUAUGAAAAUGUUAUGCUAUCUGGGGUAAGUUGUGGCCAAUCCGAAGAUAUUGUUUCUUGUAGUAACACUGUGUCUGCAACUGUAGAAAAUGAAUCAUUUGAAGACAGUGAUGACAUGUCAGAUGAUAUGUCAGAUGGCCUUUUAACUAAAUCAUCUGACUCAUUUUCAUUUCUCCAAAAUUUUGAAAUCAUCACACAGUCCCAUCCUACUUGUCUUCUCCUCCAUGCUAUUUACAAAAAAAAAAAAAAACUUAUCCACCAUCUGAAGAUGUAUGCUAUCACAAACCACUUCCAAUACAGAACUAAGACAUCGAAGAAAAUAUGUUUGCAUGUUAUUUGCUUAGAUCCAAAAUGUUGUUGGAGUGUUCGAGCUGUAAAACUACAUGGCGUAACAAUGUUUCAAAUCAGAAGAUUCCGGCCAGUUCACACAUGCUCUAUUGAUUACAGACAAGGCAAACAUAGACAGGCAUCUGCUAGUGUGAUAGCAAAUAUUAUUGCACACAAAUACCUUGAUGCUUCCAAUAAACCAUACCCCCCAAAGCAAAUUCGUGAGGACAUGAGUAUGCAAUAUGGACUUUCCAUGUCAUACAACAAAGCUUGGAAAGAACAGAAGAAAGCAAUGGAGCUUCAAUUUGGUUUUGAUCUUGAAUCCUAUCAGCUUUUGCCUUCAAUGGCUUAUGUGCUUGAGAAAACAAAUCCUAGCUCUAUGUUUAAUCUAGUCACAAGGCAGGAUGAUGCAUUUUCUACCUUUUUAUGUCAUUCAAACCAUGGAUAGAAGUUUGGCCCUACUGCAGACCUGUUCUUAUAUUGGAUGGUUCUUUCAUGAAGGUUUACUAUAAAGGUACUCUCCUUACAGCUUGUUUCCAAGAUGCCAAUGAUCACAUAGUUCCUAUUGCAUUUGGUAUUUGUGGUUCUGAAACUAAAGCUUCUUGGAAAUGGUUCUUAUCCAAAGUUUGUCAAUCAAUAAAGUACAUACAUGACCUGUACGUAGUAUCUGAUAGGCAUAAAGGGCUUAUCAAGACCAUUUCUGAACUCUUGCCACAUGCUAGCCACAGUUUUUGUGUUGCUCAUCUUGGUCGUAACAUAACAUCAAAAUUCAGAGGAUCUGCAGCUGGUUUGGGAUGGAAGUUCAAAGCUGCCUAUAUGGCAGCAACUAUGAAAGAAUAUGAUGACUACUUAUCCAUGUUGGAUUCUGAAGACCCCAGGAUAAGGACUUGGCUAGACAAAUUAGGUGCUAACACAUGGUCAAAAGUAAUGUCUGGCCCAAAGAGAUAUAAUAUUAUGACAUCAAAUUGUGGUGAGUCUAUGAACAAAGUCAAUGUCUGUGCAAGAGAGUAUUCUGUGUCUAAACUUGUUGAUUUCUUGCGUGAAAGGAUGCAACAAUGGUUCACAGAGAGGAAAGAUAAAGCUGAGAAAACAAGUACUAUACUCACAAAGAAAUGUGAGAAACGCCUGGUAGCUUUGCAAGCUGAAUCCACAUGUAUGAAGGUUAAACCAUCAUGUGCAUAUGAAUUUGAAGUUGUUGACAGUAGAUGCAAGUCCUUUGUGGUAAACCUCAACUCUAGAAGUUGUACAUGCGGCCACUUUCAAUUAGAUCAAUUUGUGUCUGUUCAUGCUAUGGCUGCAAUCGGUAUACGCCCACACCUUUCAUGUUAUACGUACAUAUCUCCAUAUUACACAAGAGAUGUUUGGCUUGCUACAUGGUCUGGUAUCAUACAUCCUAUUGCUGAUCCUGACAGUUGGUCAAUUCAUGCUACUAUUCAAAACCAGAGAUGCAAGCCACCAAGUUGUUUGAAGCGUCCUCCUGGUCGCCCUAAGAAAUGCAGGAUUCCAUCCAUUGGAGAAUAUAGAGGUUCAAAACGUCAAAAAUGUUCUAGAUGCCAUGUGCUUGGGCAUAAUAAGAAAACUUGUAGAAAUCCAAUUCCAAUUAAUACCCAGUGAUGUAGAUUUGCCCACUCAUUUUAUGUUGUCUUCUGUUUUUUUGUACUUUUAACAAUUCUACUAUGUGGUUUGGACUUGGUUAUCAUUUCCUUGAACGUUUAAGGUUUUGUGCUUUAGCCAUUCUUGGCAUUUAAGUGUUUAUGACUUGUGCUUUAUCCAAAUGUUUUAUCCUAAAUGUCAU
Messenger RNA from Cuscuta europaea, 3981 nucleotides. NCBI's taxonomy places the organism in Eukaryota, Viridiplantae, Streptophyta, Magnoliopsida, Solanales, Convolvulaceae. The record is from the annotation of a GenBank genome assembly.